AGUCAACUACGCAUGUUUCCCCACACAGUAGAUGCUACGCGCAUGUCAGAUGGGAAACUUGUUUCCAUCAAGCGCAUCCGUACUGGCAGCACGGAGUCGCGUAUCGCCACGAUACUGUGCAGCCCGCCUCUGAACGACGACCCGACCAAUCAUUGUGUACCAAUCUUGGACAUGUUCGAAGAUGACGAGGAUGCGGUAGCGUCCUAUAUGGUUAUGCCGUUUCUGCGCCAUUUCGAUGAUCCUCCCUUCGAGUGUGUCGACGAUGUUCUCGACUUCGGUGAACAGAUGCUUGAGGGACUGUCUUUUCUUCACAAAAACGGGGUGGCGCAUCGAGAUGGCUCUUACGCUAACCUGAUGAUGGACGGCGGCCCAUUACUUCCUCAAGGCUUUCAUCCCACGAGAACCGCGUUUCUCCCUGACUGUCGGACGGUCGCGUGGCCAUUGUCGCGCUCACACAAUCCAGUCAAAUACUACUUCAUCGACUUCGGCCUCUCUGUGUAUAUCCCGUCGGAUGUGCAGCCUAAGCUUACGACCGGCUGCUAUGGCCGCGAUCAGGAGCCGCCCGAGCUAUCCGACAUGAAUCCCUAUGAUCCCUUCAAACUCGACAUAUACACCAUGGGCAAUGUCUUCUGCAAGGACUUCUACGAUAAAUUCAACAAUGUCGGCUUCUUACAUCAAAUAAUUGAAGCAAUGGCGCGCGAAAACCCGGGAAAGCGGCCCAGCGCUGCCGAAGCCUUGGAGCAGUGGCAGCAUAUGCGCAAGCAGGAAUUGACAGAGGAGCCACCAUUCGGAGUGACUUGGCUCCAGACCGCAGCUCCAGAUAAGAGCCUCCUUGUUCCGAAGAGUCCACGAUACACGUACCGGGUGUCCCACGCGAAUAUGUCCGCACUGUUCUCACGGCAGGACUCUGAAGGCGAACUCCGAUGUAUGCAGGCUGCCAUGGGCCCGUGGUCAGCGCUUCAGCCCCGGCAUCCAUGUAAGUAGGACGCUUCUUUCCGCAGAACUUCGGAGGCAUGACACUAUGGCGUGUGCGGUGCACGUUGCCAGCGAUCUCCGUAUGACGCUUAUCAUCGGUGGACUCGUGCCGUGGUCGUGCGUCGCCCUUGUGUCGUUAGGUGACUACCCAACCACGUCAGCAUGGCAUCCAAUCACUCCGUUCAAUUAACCGACACCAUUUGCAUACCGAAUCAUACGCAUUCAAACGCUUGAACACUAGAGUUGCGCUGAAAAUUGAUAUAACAUUUCUGUUUUCCUAACAAACAAGGCGACGACUAAUUUCUG
This is a messenger RNA of Fomitopsis serialis, 1281 nucleotides long. RefSeq names its product kinase-like domain-containing protein. NCBI's taxonomy places the organism in Eukaryota, Fungi, Basidiomycota, Agaricomycetes, Polyporales, Fomitopsidaceae. Gene Ontology annotation, molecular function: ATP binding; protein serine/threonine kinase activity. The coding region runs from base 13 to 984 and encodes 323 amino acids. The record is from RefSeq and is a predicted model, not a curated record. The transcript has 10 exons. Gene Ontology annotation, cellular component: nucleus. Gene Ontology annotation, biological process: protein phosphorylation; mitotic DNA damage checkpoint signaling.